AUGCUCACCAACACUCCCAAAUCAGAUCUAAUCAACAGAGAUACACAAGACCAUAUCACCCAGGUCAAUCACACCCCCAGCAAAACAAGACAGAAAAAAGAUACUACCAAUCCCCACGAAGAAACUAUAGAUCACCACACCACUUCUAAAAACAGAAUACUUCACCACAAAAUUACCAUAACCACCCCACUCAUAGAAGGACUAACACUACAACCUACGAAUCAUCCACACAAGGAAGAAAUACAUAUGACACCACCCCAAGACCACAAAGAAAUAGAUACUCCCAUAAAGACUAUGAACAAACCCAACAUAAGAAAUCACCCGUCAUCUUCACUCACCAAAACAGAUAUCAACUACUAUCCAUAG
Messenger RNA from Pelobates cultripes (western spadefoot toad), 366 nucleotides. NCBI's taxonomy places the organism in Eukaryota, Metazoa, Chordata, Amphibia, Anura, Pelobatidae. The record is from the annotation of a GenBank genome assembly.